Molecule: messenger RNA, 516 nt
Organism: Cetraspora pellucida
Lineage: Eukaryota; Fungi; Glomeromycota; Glomeromycetes; Diversisporales; Gigasporaceae
Source: the annotation of a GenBank genome assembly
AUGGAAAACCCAGUUCAAGACAUUCCAAGUAUCAUAGAUCUUAUUCUUUGCUCAAGUAAUUCACAUAAACCACAAGAAGUUGCAAAAUAUUAUUGCGAAAACCUUGAAUUUAAAAAUUUUAUGACAUAUAUUCCCAGUGGACGAUGUUCUCGAGAUUCUUUUGUUGCAUUAAAUCAAUGUUAUAGGGGAUAUAUAUGUCCAGGAAAAACGAACGUUCAUGAAGUAUUUUUUAACGAAGAAAAAAAUAAGGUUGUGAUUGACGUAACACAUCAUGCACGUCGUGGAAUUUUCUUCUGGGUUGACCAGCCAAUAAGACUCAUUGUAAAAUUAGAUUUAACCUUUGGCAAUGAUGGAAAAUAUAUUAUUAAAAGACAAGAGAAUUUAUGUCAACCGGAGGAAGCUGCUGGUGCUCUAGUGCCUUUGAUAGUUCCUAGUUUACUGCUUUUCCAAAAACAAAUGUUUACUACGGCUUGUGUUGUCGUUGGAAAGUGGCGUCGGUUGAUUGGAUGGAAAUAG